UCACUGCUGUGUGUUCCUCGCAACAGCAAUAUAAUCUAUACUUUUUAUAAGUUUUUCGAAUGCCGUUUACGUUUUUUUAACAAAGGCCCGUUAUUUAGAAGGGCUGGCUCACUGUGCUUGAUAUGGUUCUCCACGUGGUCAUCCGGGUCCUUCAACUCUCACGAGACUCAGUCGAAGCCGCCAUUUUGGAGAGAACAACUUCUUUCUCCAUCUCUCAAAAUGUCGCGUAGUACGAGAGUUUACUUUGGCAGACUACCGCGAGACUGCAGAGAACGAGAUCUAGAGAAGUUUGUCCGCGGAUAUGGAAGAGUCCGUGAGAUUAGCAUGAAGCUUGGCUAUGGUUUUGUUGAAUUUGAUGACUACAGAGAUGCUGACGACUGUGUUUACGAUUUAAACGGGAGGAAUUUACUUGGCGAAAGAGUUGUGGUUGAACAUUCACGAAACCCUUCAAGAGGAUCAGACUAUGGCUACAGAAGAGACAGUAGUUCAAGGUCAAGGUCUUCCCGUAGAGGCAGGACCCCUCCAAUAAGAACAGAGCACAGACUUGCUGUAGAAAACCUAUCCUCACGGUCAAAUUGGCAGGACCUGAAAGAGUACAUGGGCAAAGUUGGAGAAGUCACAUUUGCAGAUGCACACAAGAGAAGGCAGGGGGAAGGUGUUGUGGAGUUUGCCACUAAAGAUGAUAUGAAAACUGCUCUGAAGAAACUAGAUGACACAGAAUUCUUUGGAAAAAGAAUACGACUUAAAAUUGAGAAGGUCAAAGGGAGAUCUCGCAGUAGAAGCAGGAGUCGCUCAAGACGCAGGAGAAGCCGAUCUCAUUCAAGAUCCAAGAGUGGUUCUCGUAGCCACUCUCCCAAGCGAAGGAGGCACUCGUCAUCAUCUCCACAAAAGUCCAAGUCCCACAGAUCACGGUCACGAUCAGGCUCCAAGGAAAAGGAGCAUGACAAGUCUAAAUCCAGAUCCCGGUCCAAGUCCAGAUCAAGAUCGCCUGAAGACCACAGCAAGGGAUCCAUGUCACCACAGAAGGACAGAGAGGGGGAUGCAUUGAUGGAAGACAGAGAGGAUGACCAGAAGGAUGCCGAGGAGAAGGAAGAAGUGGCCGAGGCCGGUGCUGAAGAGCAGCAGGAGACAAAGCAGAAUGGGGAGGAGGAGGAGGAAGAAGCUGAGGAUGUGAAUGAUGACGAACAGCAGCAAGAGGACGGGGAGGAGGAGGCCACUGAAGUUAUCGAUGAAGAAUAGGCAGCAGGCUCUAAUAUAUAGCGCAGGAUCCAACAAAGACUGACUUGAUCUGUUGGUGAAGUCUAUACAGCCCUUUCAUUAUUUUAUACAACCAUAAGCUUCAUACACUUUAUAGUACUAUAUGUAUGCUAUAGACCUUGAUGUUUGCAAAGCAGCUCUAGAAUUUUGGAGUGUCGAAUAGCAAGGCUGUAAAACAUACACAAAAUGCGUUUCCUCUCUACUAUAGUCAGUUGUAAAUAGACAUGUACACAUCUACCCUUUUGUUUAUUUUUUUUUACUCAUAAAAUACGGCUUGUGUUGAAACUAUGCAUUAUGAAUGGUGCGAAAGACUGUUACAAACGAGCUUUGUUGCUUUAUCAUUUUUUUAAAUUGAAAAUUGCAUGUGUAAAUCAGUAGCCUUAAAUAAAGUGUUCCUGUAUUUCA
Molecule: messenger RNA, 1662 nt
Organism: Nematostella vectensis (starlet sea anemone)
Lineage: Eukaryota; Metazoa; Cnidaria; Anthozoa; Actiniaria; Edwardsiidae
Product: serine/arginine-rich splicing factor 5
Exons: 8
Biological process (GO): alternative mRNA splicing, via spliceosome; mRNA splice site recognition
Cellular component (GO): nucleus; ribonucleoprotein complex; cytoplasm
Molecular function (GO): mRNA binding
Source: RefSeq, a predicted model, not a curated record